AUGUACAGUUGUCCAAUGACCCAACCACCGACAUUAUCAAUUAAUCUACCGUUAGGUAAUCUAACAAUACCUGUUCGUAUAUCACCAUCUUAUAUACCAUCAACAAUUAUAUCACCACCAGUAACUAGCACUGUUACUUCAUCAUCCAUUGUGCCACCACCACCAUAUCAUACGAUAAACAUAAAUAGCAUACCAUGUGAUGCGGAUAUUGAUGUUGUUGGAAUUACCGAUGUAGCACGUGAUGUACACCUUGAUGAUGAUGAUGAAGAAGAGCAAUAUGAUAAGCCAUUGGAUUUAUCGCUUAAAAAACGUGAAAUGCGCUGUUUACCAUCAUGCUCAUCCAUUUUGAAAUCACAACCUCGGCCAACCGUUAUACGAAAUGGUUAUGUACGACGUAAUGUUGAUAUGCGUCGAUCAGCUUCCUCAGUAACAUCACGACCCACUCCUGAACCAGAUGUUUCGGAACAUUUCCGGCGAUCGCUUAGUGGUAAAUGGCCAAGACGGCAAACAAAUUAUGUUCAUUACACACCACCGGUUCAAACUGAUGUUGACAAAAAAAUUUCCGGAUCACUACUACACCGUAAAAGCAAUCAAACAACCGGUUUACGAAGCACUCUAUCAUGUAGCGUAAGCUCACCACAACAAAUUGUUGUGAAUAAUUCCGGAAUUGAAAUAGAAGAUCACUUUCGAAAAGCACUUGGAGCAGAGACUUACGAACUUCUUCGUGGAAAUCGCUAA
Molecule: messenger RNA, 738 nt
Organism: Brugia malayi
Lineage: Eukaryota; Metazoa; Nematoda; Chromadorea; Rhabditida; Onchocercidae
Exons: 5
Coding region: 1-738 (245 amino acids)
Source: RefSeq, a predicted model, not a curated record